GUUGUCAGGGCUUGAAUACAAGUUUGUUGCGCCCUACGGCGGAGCACUACUAGCCACCCGGAAAUAUGAGCCCGGCGACGAAGUUGUUCGCGAUGAGCCGAUAAUGAUGACUUGUGAGCGAUCCGACCUGCUUGACAGCGUCUACGCUGCGCACGAUGAAUUUGGCCUUCGCGCGGACCUGCUCGGCAAGGACGCCAGCAUUGACUUCACGCUCCAAGCGCUGGAAUACGCCGGCGCGGACGAGGAGGCGCGGGCUCAGGUCAUGGGCCUCUUCAUUCCGGACGUUGCGGACGCGGCGAAUGCCCAGCAGCCCUACGUCAGGGCAGCCCUGGACUACGCGGCCCAGGUGCACGCCAUCGCUGCCGACACCGCCACCGCACACCGCUUCGCCGGCAGCGUGCUGGCACCAGUCGCCCGCAUCCCCGUCGGCCUGCUGCAGCGCAUGCUGCUGGCCUGGGUGUGCAACUGCUACUCGGCACGUGCGGGCGGCGGCGCGCUGUACCGCUACGGCUCACUGGUCAACCACGAGUGCGAGGGCAACACCCGGUACCGCUAUGUGGACACACAGCCGGACGGCGGUGGGCUGCGGGGUGCGCCCGACCCAGCUGUGACGAGCGUUGGCGGAUGGCAGGAUGGCAGGCCUGGUGUCUUCAUGGACGUUGGAGGCGCGGGGGGCGGCGCACCCGCAGGCGCCGGGGUUGAGGGGCAGGCUGGUGCAGGUGGCGGCGCCGCGGCCGGCGGGGGCGGCCGGGGCUGGGGCGUGUUCGUGGCGGUGAGGCCCAUCCGGCCCGGUGACGUCAUCACCACCUGCUACCUGGGCUGGGACGAGCAGACCCUCAUGUCAACACGCAUGCGCCAGAAGCUGCUGUACCGCACCAAGCUGUUCCACUGCACGUGCGAGCGCUGUCGCAGCCCCGUGGACCCCUACCGCGCGGUGCGCUGCCCCGCCUGCCACAGCGGUGGCGAGCUGGGCGGCGGCGGCGGCAGCGGCGGCAGUAGCAAUGGCGGCGGCAGCAGCGGCAGUAGCAGUGGCGGUGGCGCAGCCAGGGGUGUGCGAAUGCCCUCAGUGCCCGAGAGCCUGGCCUCGGGUGCCGGGCUUGGAGCUGGGGGGAAUGACAAGAAGCGCGUUGGGGAGGGAGCUGCAGCAGCGGGACUCGGGUUCACUUCAGGUGAAGGAGGGGCCGCCGAGGCGGCGACGGGGUACCUAUGCUGGCGGCAGCAGGCGGCGCCCGCGGAGUCGCAGGCGCGGGAGGUGGAUCGGGCGGCGGAGCAGGCGGCGGAGCAGGCGGCAAAGCCAUGGGAGUGCGACAGCUGCGGGCGACGAUACACAGAGGCAGCGGUUCAGGAGGACCUGCGAAGGCGGGCGAAAGCGGCGGGCUGUGGAGCAUUAGAGGGUGACCCCGAGCUGGCUCUGGAGGAGGCCGUGCACGUGACGGGCGAGCACCUGGACUGGGACGACCUCAACGUCAGCCUGGGUACCAUGCGGCAGUUGGGCGACCGCUGUCUGGCCGUGCUGGGCCCCCGCCACUGGGCCACCAACCGCUGCCGCUACAGCGUCCUGGAGCUCUGCACCGCCGCCCUCAACCGGCAGGAGCAGGAGGCCGCGGACGGCAGUAGCAGCGGCAGCGGCAGCGGCAGCGGCAGCGGCAGUGGCACCUCCUUCGGCGCCGCCGGCAGCCGCCAUGGCCGUAGCGCGGCUGAGGGGGCAGGAUGCGGCGGUGGUGGAAAGGGCAGCGAUGGCGGUGCCCUGUCCGCACAGCUGCCGAGUGGCGGCUUGAGGAGCAGUCCCCUUGGCGCGGCAAGUGGGGACGGCAAGGGCAGCGGUGCAGGCGCUGUUGACGUCGAUGGUACCGCCGCUUCGUCACUUGGAGCGGCUGUGGGCGCUGGGGCACCGCUUGCGCCGCAACGUGCUGGGGGGUCCUCAAGCGAUGAUACAGCAGCUGCUGCCAUGUUGCCGGCCGUCGCUACCACGUCAUUAGCUCUGGACCCAGCGGUGGUGGCAGUGGAGCAGGAGCAGCUUCAAGCACAGCCGCUCGAGGUGCAGCCGGAGGUGCAGCAGGAAGUGCUGCAGGAGCAGCAGCCGCAGGAGGUGCAGCACGUGAACCCGCACCUGGGGCUGGAGGCGCUGCAGCGGCACACACUGCACCACCACCACCUGCACCUACUGGCGCAACAGGAGGGCCGGCAGCGGUGGGUGGCGCAGCCGACACGUGGACAAACCCACCCGCACCACAAACAGCAGCAGCAGCAGAGGCAGCAGCACCCGCACCCAGGCGCGGAGGAUCAGCGCCAGGGAGCGCUGCCAGAGCCUCAUGGACUGGCGCAGCCGGCGGCGGCUGCCUCCUCUGCCACUGCCUCCUCCUCCUCCAUACCAGCCGCAUCUUCGGAACAAGUCCACGCCAGCCCUCAGGAGGGCGGCACGACGGCUCAGGACCCACACCCACACCCACAGCAACACCCGCAGCCGCAGCCGCACCUACUACGGCAGCAGCACCACCACUACGACUACCAGGACGCGCACCACGGCGACGUCCACCCCUGGCAGGCGCAGCAGCAGCGGCGGCAGCGAGAAGCCAACCACGCAGCCCAGCACUACCUCGCCUCACUCCUGCCGCUGGCGGCCACGCAUACCGGCAGCGGCGCGGCAGCAGCGGCUGGGAGAGGCCGGGGAACUGAAGGUGCAGCCGGUGGCAGCGCGCCCGGUGCUGCUCUUGCGGCCUCUGGCAGCGGCGGCGGUGCAGCGCCUGGUGGCGCCGGGGGAGCCGGGGGUGCAACAGGCAUGGGCGUUGGCGUGGGAAUGGGUGCGGUGGCGCCGUCGCUGCUGGCGAGCUGCGGUUGCAGUACGGUAUGGAGUGUGGAGGAGGUGGACGCGCUCGUCACGUGCAUGUGCUCGGAGCUGCGGGCGCUGUGGCAGUGGCAGCAGGCGCACACGCCACACGACCCGGCGAUCACCCUGAAGGCAGUGGCAGGACCCGCGGCGACGGCGCUAAUGGAUGCGGUCAAGGACGAGCUAUGCAGCGGCGGCGCGGUGUCUUCGUUGGCGCUGGCAACCGCCGAGGCCACAGCCGCACGCCUGGCGCAGUGCUACGCAGCGGCGCCGCACUACGACGUGAGCGGGCAGGAGGCGGCGGAGGCAGACUCGGUGCUGCACCUAUGUCCGCUCAUACGCAGGGCGCUGGACAUUGAUUGAGUGGCGGGACGGCGCGCUGGUGGGAGGUCAGGGCGGUGACACGUUAUUGACGAGUGUUGCGGAACUAAUGCGUACGUAGACCAGAGCGGAAGGCGGAGUGGGCUUGCAGGCGGCACGAGAGUAGGCAGUCAGUAGCGCAAGUUGCGAAUUCCCAUGUUACCUCGUAACCGACGGUAAACGCUGUGGACGGUCGCGCCCAUGGCUGGCUGACGGAAGCUGGCUGCUGUAUGGGGAUGGCUGGGCUGGACGACGCCGGCCGGGCUGGCGUUGGGACUACCAGAAAGGAUGCGCCCGAAACCAACCUGGAGAACACCAGCGCCACCGGUGCCCAGCACGACAUGUAAGGGAGGGAGGGA
This is a messenger RNA of Chlamydomonas reinhardtii, 3546 nucleotides long. RefSeq lists its product as uncharacterized. The record is from RefSeq and is a predicted model, not a curated record. Gene Ontology annotation, molecular function: protein binding. The coding region runs from base 104 to 3190 and encodes 1028 amino acids. The transcript has 11 exons. Gene Ontology annotation, cellular component: nucleus. NCBI's taxonomy places the organism in Eukaryota, Viridiplantae, Chlorophyta, Chlorophyceae, Chlamydomonadales, Chlamydomonadaceae.